AUGGCCCCUCAACCUACUCCCCAGCAGUGCUGCUGCCUCCCCAGCCCCGAUCAAUCUGAGAGAGGCCAACCUAUACGCAUUGCUCGGAAUUUUCCGGUCGAAGCUCUUGCCAUUUUUCGGGACUUUGAUGAUGACGAUGUUAUCGAGAUAGAACCUCCAGCAAAGCGUCGCAAACAUGAUGACGCACAUCCCAUCGAACUACAUCAGGCCGAACUUGUCAUCUCAAGGAAACAAAAAUCUUGCUCAGCAUCUGCACACUCUUUCACAAGGUUGAUAGAUGGAGAUUGCAUUAGGUUACAGGAGUUCCGGGAACCUACCACGACAACCCUUCGCCUAGAGCGGCUUGAGGACGGCCCGUUUUCGCUAUUAAUCGACAUACCCAAAGGCAUACCGCAUGACAUAUCUGCACUCAUCAACUUUAGCGACUCCCUUCCCCGAGGACGCCAGGCCGGCAGGAUCAGACUCAAGAGUGAACUGUACUUCGCUGCUCAGAGCGACCAAGUGACGCUUCGUUUCAGGUUCACGCUACUAUGGCUAUCAAUCACGACUUUCCAUGCCCUGCGGUCAUCCGGAGAACUUGCUCAUGUUCCUGAUGCAAGGCGAGCAAUCUUAUCAGCCAUACUCCCUGGCCUGCCUCUCGAGACUUCAGAGGGAUCACCUCAGGAAUUCUACAAAUCCGCAUACUCUACCAAGCCGGAGAUCUUUGACAUGCCCAUAAAAGGACUAAAAGCCGACUUGUACCCUUUCCAGAGACGUGCCGUUCGAUGGUUGUUGGGACGAGAAGGCGUACGGUGGGAGAACCUAGCUGCAAGUGCCGCCUCGGCCACCGUUGCAUCGCAUGAAGCUCCUCGGCAAGUGCCGCCUGGCUUUACCGAGCUCCAGGAUAUGCACGGAAACAGCUUUUACGCCAGCGACUUGCUGGAUGUGGCCGUUCGUGACAUUGAUUCGAUCCCAUACAGAAUAGACGCCAUCAAAGGAGGCAUCCUGUCAGAGGAAAUGGGACUGGGCAAAACCCUGGAGAUGAUCGGCCUCAUUCUUCUGCACCCUGCACCUCCAUGCUCGGUUGUAGGAAUGGGUGACAACUCACAGAAACCCGACUUGAGGCGUACUGGGGCGACCCUGAUCAUAACUCCGACAACUCUGCGUGCGCAAUGGGUUGCCGAGUUGAAAAAGCAUGCACCGUCUUUGAGCGUUAUGAUUUACCAGGGCAUGAAAAGGUCAUGCCUUGACAGGAAGAAAUCCCUUGAAACCCAAAGCGAAUCAGCAGUUCUCGAAGAUUUCAUAUCUCAUGAUGUGGUCAUCAUGACUUAUAAGGAACUCAGAGCUGAGAUACAUUAUGCUUCACCACCCCCUGACAGAUCCCGAAGACGAGAGAGAAAGUAUACCCGCCCACUUUCGCCACUUGUGCAGUGUCUAUGGUGGCGGGUAUGUUUAGAUGAGGCGCAGGAGGUUGACUCAGGAGUGAGUAAGGCCGCCAUCCUCGCCCGGACGAUACCCCGGGUGAACGCGUGGGCAAUAACAGGCACUCCUAUCAAGGAUGAUAUUAUGGACCUCAAAGGGUUGCUCAUGUUUCUGCACUGUGAACCCUUCACGGAUUCUCACAUAUGGGGAGAACUCGUCCGCCGUCAAAGUGACUUCCACGCUAUAUUCAACACGCUUGCCCUCCGCCACUCGAAGCAGCUGGUCAGGGAGGAGCUUGAUCUGCCUUUGCAGAAACGCUAUGUGAUCAAUAUUCCUUUCAAUGCGGUCGAGGAUCAGUACUACCAGAGGCUCUUUCGUCGUUUGGUGAAGGAUUGUGAUCUUAAUGAGCAAGGAGAGCCCAUAGUCGAUGAUUGGGACCCCAAGGACUACACGGCUGUCAUGCGGAACUGCCUGGACACGUUGCGAAAGGCAGCUCUUCAUCCACAUGUAGGAGCGGGGAAUCGAAUGCUCCCUCGAAACCCUCUCCGGACCGUGAUGCAAGUUCUUGAUCACAUGCUUCUGGAAGCUGGAAGCAGUCUCCUGACCAGACAGCGUGCUCUCCUGGUCAACAAGAUCACCCAGGGUCAGCUGCUUGAAAAUACGCCCCGAAAGAAAGAGGCUUUGGAAAUUUGGCAGCAAGUCCUUAAAGAAACAGAACCUCUGGUCAAGAAUGUGCGCCAAGAAUUGCAUGAAAAUCAAAAACACACUGAGAAGGAACGAAAGGAACGGCAAAAACUGGAAAGGGUUGUUAAAGCGAAAGCCGCCGAGGAAUCAGACAGUGGCUCGGACUCGGACUCUUCAUCCUCCAGCGCAACCUCCUCUUUACCCGAGUGCACCUCUCCGGCAGAUGAGAGUGUCACAGUGCGCCUGGAUAAGGUGAAAACGAAACUGAAAUCGCUUCUCGAGAUCCAGACUGAGAUGCAAAGAAAGUUGAGAUCGCUCCUCGAGAUCGAGCACAAGGUGGUUUUUUUCAUUGGCAAUGCGUACUUUCAAAUCAAGAGUGACGAGGACAUGACUGAGCCUGACUCGGAAGAGUUCAAGCAACUUGCGGAGCUCGAGGACGAAUAUUAUUCCCGUGCGAAGAAGAUUCGUCAGGAGAUACUGCAGGAAGCCAACCAUAAAGCCACGCGCAUGAUGAAGCGAAUCGAGGCGCGGGCAAAGAAGCAAGACUUUGCCGUCAUCCCGGAGAUGACAUGUGACUUGAGGCCCGGCGUCGAGACCAUGUCUAUCGUGGGCAGGGUACAGGUGCUAUGUGAGACUCUGAACGAUCAAGCUAACUUGCUGGAUGAGUGGCGUGAGCGGCUCAUUGGCCUCCUGUGCAAGCCGUUGAUUGACGAAGAAGAAGAGGUGACUGGCGACGAAUAUGGUGAUUCUACCCAGGUUCAAGAGGAGAUUAUCGUAUAUGUUCAAGUCAUUAGGGCCACAAUCGCGGAUCGUCUGGCAGUCAUGUCCGGGCAACAGGUUUCCAAGCUUGUCGUUGACGAGACGCGAAUAUCUCUCGCCCAGGCUGUAAAAGGCAAAGGCCCUGCUCCGGAGCUGUUGAUUGAUCUGCUUGCGUCUCGCGACAAGAUCGCCCCGAGACCGGGUUCAGACUCCAUAAGGGGAUUCCUUGGGGAGCUGAGGACUCUGACGGCAUCACUGAGGUCGCAAGGCUCUGGUCGAGCGCAGCUGGAGUUGAGCAUUGUCGAGAAACUUCAAAAGUCGCUUUCCGACCAGUCUUGGGACCAGAACAAGGCUCAUAAUGCCUUGGAGUCAGAGAUUGACAAAUUCACAACCAUAAUGAACGCCCGCGUUGAUUAUUAUCGACAACUGCAGGCCAUUUCAGAUGAUGUCUCGCCCUAUGAUAUUAUACUUGAUAAAGACGGCGAGAGGGAUGAAGUCGCGAUGGCUGAAGCCAUGCGUGCCUUGAAGACCGAGGAGGAAAAGCUGGCCCAGAUAGUGGAAAAAGUCAGCACUGAACACCGCUACUUGAUCAACCUGAAGAAUGCUGGCGACAAAGAGGAAUCUCGUAUUUGCCCCAUUUGCCAGACCGAAAUAACUAACGGUGUUAUGACCAUGUGCGGCCACCAGUUCGACAAGGAUUGUCUAUUCGAGUGGUUAAAACGGGCUUCCAACUGCCCUACGUGCAAACGCUUGGUGCAACGGCACCAGCUUCACCCAUUCGUUCUCAAGACUCGAGAUCUGAAGCUUGUGGACAACGAUGGCGAAAAUGGAGAUGACUCCACGCCUACUAAGGCAAACAGUGGUCAUCAGACCACGGGAAGUCAGACACAGGCUGGAGACGGCAUAUAUGCGACCUUCAAUUCCCAGAGACUGGCUCAGAUCCAGGCCGUGGAGCUGGUACACCCCUCUUUUACAACAAAGGUCGACGCUAUUGUCCGGCACAUUCUGUGGCUAAGACUGAGCGAACCUGGCGCCAAGUCAAUCAUAUUCUCACAGUAUGCAGGCUUCUUUGGUGUUCUUUCGGCGGCGUUUACGAAAUACCGAAUUGGAUUCUCGUCCAUCGGCGAGCAAAACGGCAUCGAGCGUUUCAAACAAGAGGCCGGGAUCGAAUGCUUCUUCCUGCACGCUCGCGCGCAAUCGAGCGGCUUGAACCUAGUCAACGCGAACCACGUAAUACUCUGUGAGCCACUACUCAACACGGCUCUCGAGUUGCAGGCGAUUGCGCGGGUUGAUCGGAUUGGUCAGACUCAGGACACAACGGUUUGGUUGUACAUGGUCGAAGGCACUGUCGAGCCGACUAUUUAUAACCUGUCGGUUCAGCGGCGUCUGGAGCACAUGGACCGCGUCAUCAAAGCGAACGCAGAUGGCGGCUGUUUCAUGGACGAAAAGGCAGUUGAGGCGGCCAACUCGUUGGAAAUGCAGCAGGCGAGCUUGACCAAGCUGAUGCGCAAGGAGAAGGGCACCGCAGCCGGCGAAGAGAUUGCUGCCGAUGAUCUUUGGACAUGCAUCUUUGGGCAUGUCAAAAAGGAAGAGAACGAUCAAGGGGAAGAGGAGGAGGACAGGUUGCGGAACGAUGUUGUAGUCAGGAGAAGAUUAUUGGGCGACGCUGUGGAACAAAGGAUGGAAUAUAAUGAGUGA
Pyricularia pennisetigena is the source of this 4542-nucleotide messenger RNA. RefSeq lists its product as uncharacterized. The transcript has 3 exons. Gene Ontology annotation, biological process: protein polyubiquitination; DNA damage response. Bases 1 to 4542 code for a protein of 1513 amino acids. Gene Ontology annotation, molecular function: ATP binding; ATP-dependent chromatin remodeler activity; ubiquitin protein ligase activity. Lineage: Eukaryota; Fungi; Ascomycota; Sordariomycetes; Magnaporthales; Pyriculariaceae. The record is from RefSeq and is a predicted model, not a curated record. Gene Ontology annotation, cellular component: nucleus.